AUGGCGGGAACUCUUGGCGCCAUACCACGAACCCUCUCUUUGGCGGGCUAUUUCAUUCCUAUUUCAGCCAUGUCCCACAACGGCGGCCCUGAAAUCGAAGGACCCAUCCCAAAGGUUCAAAAAAUCGACGAUCGAAAUGGAAACUCAGACCACCAACAGCCUCUUUUCAGAGUGAAAAAGCUAUCGGAGAAAGCAAUUUUGCCUGCAAGAGGUUCGUCUCUUGCCGCUGGUUACGAUUUUUCAAGUGCAAUUGAUACCAAAGUGCCAGCAAGGGGUAAAGCACUGGUUCCCACAGAUUUAUCCAUAGCUGUACCAGAAGGGACAUAUGCUCGAAUUGCUCCGAGAUCUGGUCUCACAUGGAAGCAUUCAAUUGAUGUUGGGGCUGGUGUGAUUGAUGCCGACUACAGGGGCCCAGUUGGGGUUAUCUUGUUCAACCAUUCUGAUAGUGAUUUUGAAGUGAAAACUGGUGAUAGAAUUGCACAGUUGAUUAUUGAGAAGAUAAUCACACCUGAAGUCGUUGAGGUUGAUGAUCUUGAUUCAACUGUAAGAGGUGCAGGUGGGUUUGGAUCUACUGGCGUUUAACGAUUUGUACAAGUAAUUGUGCUAUUGAGAACUAUUAUUCAAUUUAGCUCUUAGAUUUAGGAACUUUACAUGAUUGUUUGAUAUAAACUGUUCGUGGUUUUUUGUGGAACAUUUCGUCGAGCAGAUGGUGGGUGUGUGAAAAUGGUCAUGUG
Messenger RNA from Lactuca saligna, 734 nucleotides. Lineage: Eukaryota; Viridiplantae; Streptophyta; Magnoliopsida; Asterales; Asteraceae. The record is from the annotation of a GenBank genome assembly.